AUGGCCGAACUACAGAAAGGCAAGAUGGCAGAUCUUGAUCAAGAGAACCCAGAACAGAUGGCAUCUAUCGACAAGGAAGAAGGUUAUGUCAAGGUGGUGACAGAGAGAAGCCAGGAGAACAAAGACAUCCUGCGAAAGAUCGAUUACAGGAUGCUACCGUUGCUCAUAUUCAGCUACAUGCUGCAGUUUAUGGACAAGGUGUCCUUGUCAAACGCGAUGAUCUUGGGCGUUGAGGAAGACCUAGGUCUGCAUGGAACCCAAUUUUCAUGGUUGAGUAGCAUAUUUUACUUUGGAUACCUGGCAGCCAGCUAUCCCGUUUCCAUCCUACUAGUCCGAUUUCCCCUUGGCAAGACACUUUCAAUUGCAGUAGUCAUCUGGGGUAUUAUUCUUGCGUGCCAUUCCGCCGGAGUAAGUUUCAGUCGUAUGAUGGUGUUGCGGACUCUCCUCGGAGUUUUUGAGAGCCCCAUCAGCCCUGGAUUCACGCUGAUUACCAGCAUUUGGUAUAAACCCUCCCAGCAUGCAGCUAGGCAUGGUCUUUGGUUUGCAGGGAAUGCGAUGGGCGCCAUGACCGGGGCACUGGUGGCCUAUGGCUGUGCCUAUAUUGGGUAUGAGAAGAUUGCCCGUUGGCAGGUACUUUUCCUCAUACUGGGUUGCCUGACCAUCGUAUGGGGCAUAUUCCUUAUCUACUUCCUCCCGGAUUCUCCACUGCAAGCAAGAUUCCUUGCCCCCGCCAAGCGGGCUGAGGUGCACGAGCAGAUCCAGUCUCGGCAAAAGACUGCCAAGACUGGUACCUGGUCGUGGCCGCAAUCUGGGAGGCUUUACGGGACCCUAAGUCUUGGUUCCUUUUCGCGAUUGAAAGCACUGUUUACCUCCUUGAUUCUCUCUAGCUUCGGAUACAGCACAGAGAACACGCUGUUGCUCAAUAUGCCGAUCUACUUCUUCAUGAUGGUUGUAAUACUGGUCUCGGUCUGGCUAGCGCAUAGGAUACGUCGAUCGCGAAUUAUCCUGUGCAUAGCUGGAAAUGUGAUCGCGCUCAUAGCCACAGCCGUCCUCAUAAAGCUACCCGCCGACAGCAAGGGGGCCAGGUACGCCUGUCUGUUGUUAUCAUGUGCUUCGAUGAACGGUUUCCCACUUUAUCUCAGCCUUAUUUCCAGCAAUAUUGGUGGUUUCACGAAACGGGCAACUGUCAACGCUAUUUUCUUUGUGGGUUAUUGUGCUGGCAAUAUCGCCGGUCCUCAACUGUAUGUCAAGUCUGAGGCGCCAACAUACAAGACUGCCUUUACGGGAAUGCUAGUUGUCUACUGUGUUGACGUGGUCCUCCUUAUUCUGUUCCGUGUCUAUCUUCAGCAGGCUAACGCCAAACGUGAUCGAGAGCAAGGUGUCCAUAUCGAGCCCGAGCCUCGCGAUGGCGAUGUCGCCAUAGAGGUGAGAGGAGUAGAAGACGAAUCUACUCAGGGGACAGAACCCCUCGAAUCAAACAGAUGGGGAGAACAGGAGCUUCCGGUACUAUCUCUGAGCAUGUUAUACAUUCUUCACUUGCGCCACAAAUGUGAAACAUCUUAG
This is a messenger RNA of Penicillium mononematosum, 1563 nucleotides long. RefSeq lists its product as uncharacterized. Gene Ontology annotation, biological process: tripeptide transport; dipeptide transport; allantoate transport. Lineage: Eukaryota; Fungi; Ascomycota; Eurotiomycetes; Eurotiales; Aspergillaceae. Bases 1 to 1563 code for a protein of 520 amino acids. Gene Ontology annotation, molecular function: dipeptide transmembrane transporter activity; allantoate transmembrane transporter activity. The transcript has 7 exons. Gene Ontology annotation, cellular component: plasma membrane. The record is from RefSeq and is a predicted model, not a curated record.